Haemonchus placei is the source of this 462-nucleotide messenger RNA. The record is from the annotation of a GenBank genome assembly. Lineage: Eukaryota; Metazoa; Nematoda; Chromadorea; Rhabditida; Trichostrongylidae.
AUGUGGCGUUAUUUUAGUAACAGCUUCGCUUCCAAGAGUCUUUGUCUACCUAUGCUUCUUAGCAUGUUUUCCCAUCAGAGUUUGGUACAUCUUGGACUAAAUAUGUACGUGGUCUGGUCUUUCGCUAACGUUUCAGUAAACAAUUUUCUUGGACCAAAUCAGUUUUGGGCCUUAUAUGUUACUGGCGGUGUGGUGUCAUCUUUAAUCAGUCUUACACACAAAGCUAUAAGUAGAUCUUCAACAAGGGCUCUCGGAGCGAGUGGCGCCAUUCUUGCUCUUCUUGGAUACACUUGCAUGAGAAUACCUGAAGCAAGGCUCAAAAUUGUUUUCGUUCCUGGUUUCGAUUUUUCUGCGCAGUCAGCCAUUAUAGGCAUUUUACUUUUUGACAUCGCUGGGCUUCUAUUCAAGUUCCGCCUGUUUGAUCAUGCUGCACACAUAGGAGGAACACUGUUUGGAGUGUGA